This is a messenger RNA of Alternaria ventricosa, 2292 nucleotides long. RefSeq lists its product as uncharacterized. Lineage: Eukaryota; Fungi; Ascomycota; Dothideomycetes; Pleosporales; Pleosporaceae. The transcript is spliced from 5 exons. The record is from RefSeq and is a predicted model, not a curated record. The coding region runs from base 1 to 2292 and encodes 763 amino acids.
AUGGAAUAUGACGCACGAAACGUCGACUCCGAUGACGACCUUGAUUCAGAGUACGCAGGCGGAUAUUCAGAUGAGGAUGGUCCCUACCUUGAUCUGAAUACUGAUCUCUCUGGUAUCAAUCGCACUACAAAAGACCUCAAUAUUGUGAACACGUACAGACCACAUUGGUCUUGCGAAGAAGCAUUUCGCGAGUCAUAUCAAAACUGGAGAGACGGCAUUCUGAGUUCUUUCAACCUCAAUCUAUCCCAGCUUCUUCCUACGUAUAUCGAGAAAAAACACUCCGUACUCAUCGAGGCGCGCCAUCCGGAUACCGAAGAACUUCUUGGCUUCAUUCAGUUCAAACACGACAAGGACGGAUACUGCUUGGGAGGUCUCAAGAUUGUCAACUUCAGAGCCGCUCUGCAGUAUCGUAACUUGGGUACUGGAGCGACAACCAAAUUCCAUGACAAUAGACAGACCGGACAGCAUGGCGACGGCAUGAAACUCUCUGCUCUUGUUUAUCGGCGCAACAACUAUAACGUCUGUUAUGAGAGCAGCAGUUUCAAGUGGAGGUUCAUCUACAAGAAGGGAAACUUGGCCUGCUCUCUCACUCGUAUCACCGACUCAAAAUUGUCUCUCAGGAAAUGGGAUACCAAGGGCAAACCCAGGACUCAUACCUCUCAUCCCUGGGAAGAUGUUUGCUUGAUCGUUGGUGCUGCCGGACCUACCCGAGACAUUUAUGGGCGUCGUAUAUCAGCUAAGCGGCUGAAUCUCAGCGAGUUCAAGAGAUGGAUCACCGUAACACUCGACAUCAAUCCACCCAAAGAUCUUAUCCGCACUGUUCAUGGCGAUCUCAUCCGCGAUCCCAGAUACAAAGGACGCAUGUACCUGCGUGGCCUUCGUUUACCAAGUGGCGGAACGAAUGGAAGGAACUACAAAUACGGCUAUAACUUCGUUGAAGGAAGUACUAGCUCUGAUCGCGAUGCGCUUUCGGGAAUAGGAGAAGAGCGUGAAGGGAUUGCCGCCAUAUGGAUAGCUGCGAUACGAGCAGAUGAGUCGACUGAUUCUAAGCUUGUCUCUGACUACACUCAACUGCUUCUAGAAUCCAUCAACAAGAAGGGCGACGUAAUGAUGCAGAUUGAAGAUGGAGGCAACGAGCUUAUGCCUGGCGAUAUCGCCAGACAGGUCUGGGCGAAAAUGUUGAUGCUCAACACGGAUGGAGAGGGUCGGGUAGCUUUCUACUAUUCGUCUGCUGAGGGAAAAGAUCAGGCUCACAUUAUCAAACAAAGCUUGCGUAAGAACCCCGUCCCGAUCGACCCCGAGCUAUGGAGGAUCUUGAAGAAGUACUUCCUUUGUCGACAACCUAAAGAUGAGCUGCUUCACCGCUUCAAAUCUGCAGAAGUCGUGGAAAAUCUCCACGGUAGCUUUGCGACACACAUGGAGAAACUGUUGAAAUGCCUACUUUUGUCUUCGCCGGCGACGCAGGGUAUGAAACUCAACUUUGUAAAAGGCGAGCACUUGAACAUCAACGCUGGAUUCUUUUCGGGCACGUGGAAAUUCCACAACAAGUGGCUGACUUGGGAAGGAGCGCAUGAGAAGACUUUCUGCGAGGAGGAUCAAUCCGCUGGACAAGAGCUGUUCUCGUGUGAUCAUGCAGUUCUACAGCUGUGGGAUGUUAUGAUAUCUCAGCUCAUGGCUGAUGGCGAAUAUCCUCAAGUUGUUGCCGACGAGUGCUGGCUUAAGAAUCGACUUUGCUCCUGCCCUCUUGAGGUGUCACAAGCUGUCAGCGACGGAGUCACAUUCACAGGCCUCAGUAUCGGCGAUGAAUACGUCCCUUCUGUUUCAAGAGACGUUGAGGGGGCUUUCAUUUCUCCACGGCCGAAGUCUACGAAACCUCUGGAGGAAGACGACAUUAUCCUACCGGAUCUCGAAGCGGAUAAAGAGCCUGUACUACUUCUCGGCUCCAAGAUUGAGCACAACUCGCUCGACUGGGGAGGUAGCUUUCCGGGGAGUCAUGACUUCUACCGAACACGCGACAAACCAGAGCAGGAAAUAUUCAUCUUGAAGCCAAAAGUCAGUAAGAAGAAAGCACCUCACAAGCGGGUACAGUCUGGACCCAACGGGCGCAGUAGUCAGAAGAAACCGCGAGCUGGCACUCCUGGCCGCGCGGCCCCACCGCGAUACAUCGUUCUUUCUAGCCCGGAGUCAUCAGAUAGUGAGGAUGCGCCCGGUCCUCAGGAAAGCUGUGCUGUCCGCAGUGGACUGGAGGACAGAACCGCACUGCCUGAAAGAGGCAUAGUGUAUCGGUACUGA